Messenger RNA from Populus trichocarpa (black cottonwood), 1682 nucleotides. RefSeq lists its product as uncharacterized. Lineage: Eukaryota; Viridiplantae; Streptophyta; Magnoliopsida; Malpighiales; Salicaceae. The record is from RefSeq and is a predicted model, not a curated record. The transcript has 2 exons. Bases 68 to 778 code for a protein of 236 amino acids.
AAUAAACCCAGCUGACCAUUCCCUCUUUGGGGGCAAAGGGUUUUUAAGAGGUUUUAAGCAGGCAUUGAUGUUACCUUCUUUCCAAUUAAGCAAGGAAAGCAUCAACCCUCCUCUUUACCAAUUCUCAAAACCCAACAUGUCCUCUUCAGAUCCUGAAACCCAAGAAGAGCCGAAACCCACUUUUGAUGAUCCAGAAUCAAAAGAAGCCAUAGAGUCAUUCACUUCAACAAAAACCCUUGAAGAAACAGACCAAACAAACGCACCCAUGAGUGAAAAUCAAAAAGAGGAGGAGGAGGAGGAGGAGGAGGAGGAGGAAGGAGAGUGUGGGUUCUGUUUGUUCAUGAAAGGAGGAGGUUGCAAAGAUGCGUUUAUAGCAUGGGAAGAUUGUAUUAAGCAAGCGGAGGAAAAGAAUGAAGAUAUUGUGGAAAAAUGUUUUGAAGUUACCAGCGCGUUGAAGUUGUGUAUGGAGGCUCAUGCUGAUUAUUAUGAGCCCAUUUUGAAGGCUGAGAAGGCUGCAGAACAAGAGGCUGUUAAGCAGUUGGAGAAGGAAAAGGAGGAGGAAGAAGCUGCUGCUGCAGCUGAAAAAUCAGAGUCUCAUGAGAAAGAAAAGGUUUUACUCUUGGUGUAUGGUCAUUGCCAUUGGAAAAAUAGCGCCUGCACUAUAUGUUCAGAAACACAAACUGAGGCCAGCAAUUUUGCUUUCCUUUUUCUUGUUGGAAUGGCUUCUCCGAUUCUCUGUGUCCAUUUCUUUCCUCCCUUUAUUAACAUUGGCCCUUGACUCGCUAGUUUUAUAUUGUUUUUAAUGUUUACAUGUUUAAUGUUAUGUCACAUAAAAGCAUUCUUCAGGCAUGCUUGUACAUGAAGGAUUUAUGUGAUUUUCGGUUUCUUCAUAUUGUUGCGCACUUGUAAGCCUAUCAUUUACUGUGACACCUCGUAUUUUUCAGUUUCCAUGUUUAAUUUCAACCAUUUGUAAGUGGCUGUACACCAGCCAGCAAUAUGUUAGUAAUCAGCUUUGGAAAUCCUCUUCUAGACAGGUAAAAUUUUGUUCAUCUGUACAUGUUUCUCCCCGACUAUUGCUUGCUUUACAUUAGGCAUGGAUGAGAAUUCCAAGGGGCACAGCCCAUUGGAUCAGGGACAUAAAAAAGAAGAAAGAAUUACAAGCACAGGAGCAUAUUCCAGGAUUUGAGCACGUGAAUGGCCAUGUAAAAGUCAUUUACAAAGCACGGUUGGUAGCACCUGGUUGCAAAAUUCCUACGGUUGGCUCUUGAUAAUCCCCUUGACGAGCACACCGUGUAAGAUGCCCUCUACACAGUGGAUGUUUUCUUCAAGGAGCCAUGGCAAAAGAGACAAGUAGAACUGUUCUUGGCAACUGGGCUCUCUCAUCAGCAUCAAGGCCAGGCACUUGUGGCCUUUAUGAGAUGGAGCGUGUCCGAUAUGGAAGAAGAGGCCAUCAAAAAAGAAAAGAGGAAAGGAAAACGCAGGUAAGCAAAAGCCUUGAAUUAACCCAUGACCGAGGCAUUUAGCGACUGAAGUGAUCGAGACAUUUAUGAAGCUCGCAACUGUUAACCCUCCAGUCGAGCAUGGAUGUGUUGCCAUGAUGCGGCCCAAACCGACUUAAGUAUAUGCUUAGUACUGUGAGUUAUUUUUUAAAAUAAUUUUUAAUUGAAAAUAUAUUAAUAUAA